AUGCAUCACCAAACCAAGCUAGAUGUAUUUAUAAUUAGAGCUUAUAAUUUACUCUCAAAUGAGUCUGUCAUUAGUGGCGCUUCUUUACAAAGUGUUACGAACUCGCCGCAGACAGCAACGAACACACCGUCUGGUAUGGUUAAUGGGAUGGCAGGAACAGGGAUUGCUAAUCCAUCAGGGUUGAUGGGGUCUGAUAGUACACCUAAUAUCGAUGAGAUUAUAACUAGCGCCGGUAGCAGUGCGCUGGCGAAAACUAACUCUGAUAGUGCCAAUGUAACGCCGAAUGGUAAUUCAAGUUCCACCUCAGCCAUAAGCAAUACAAGCAAUCCUACCAACACCGCCAACAAUGCAAACUCUAGCACAACGUCAAAUGGAAUUUACACACAAGCUCAAUAUUCUCAACUUUUUGCCAAGAUAUCAAAACUGUAUAACGCUACACUAUCGUCCGGAUCGAUUGACGAUAGAUCAACGUCACCGAAAUCGGCAAUCGAAUUAUACCAGAGAUUUCAACAAAUCAUUAAGGAACUUGAACUAAGUUUUGAGGCAAGCCCUUACGCAAAAUAUUUCCGUCGCUUGGAUGGAAGACUUUGGCAAAUCAAGACAGACUCAGAGUUGGAAAACGACGAAUUAUGGCGACUAGUCUCCAUGAGCAUAUUUGGCGUAUUCGAUCCCCAAACGGGCCAGAUUUUGACUCAAGGACGUAGAAAGGGGAACUCUUUAAAUACAUCCACCAAGGGUUCUCCAUCUGAUUUGCAAGGAACAAACAAUGGGAACAAUAAUGGAAGUAAUGGUAACAUCGGAAAUGGAAACAACAUCAAAAACUAUGGAAAUAAAAACUUGACGAACAAUCGAACAAAAAAAAGAGGCACUAGAGUGGCUAAGAAUGUUAAAAAUGGAAAAAAUAAUAAAAAUAACAAUAAAGAGAGGAAUAACAUGGCAGAUACGAGCACAUUUGGUAACACAACGAUAAACAACCCAGGUGCCAAUAUGCUUUUUGAUCCCUCAUUAUCUCAGCAGCUACAAAAGCGACUGCAAACGCUAUCCCAAGAUGUCAAUUCUCGUUCAUUAACAGGGUAUUAUACACAGCCAACCAGUCCUGGUUCAGGUGGAUUCGAAUUUGGUCUGAGCCAUACAGACCUAAACCCUAACACUUCUGGUAAUAAUAUGGGCUAUAAUACAAUGACAAAUAAUGGAUCCCAUUCAUGGAAACGAAGGUCAUUGGGUUCAUUAGACGUUAAUACACUGGACGACGAGGCAGUAGAAGAACUUCUACAACUAACAAAUACGAAUAAGAGGCAAAGACCAAUGACAAGUACAGCAGAAGGUGCGUUAAUAAAUGAUGGUCCGGAUACCAAUCUAAACACAACCAACACCCAGAUGAAAGUUGAUCUAAAUCCUCCGAAUAAUAUGGCGUCUAUAGAUACAGAAGCUGUGGUACGCCCUUUGAAAGAAGCUUAUGAUGCUAUCAUAUCCGAGAAAGGACAAAGAAUUGUACAAUUGGAAAGGGAAUUGGAAUUACAACGCCAAGAGACGCAGUGGUUAAGGAAAAUGUUAAUCGAGGACAUGGGCUGUGUUCGGAGUAUGCUAAGAGAUUUACAAAGGUGA
This is a messenger RNA of Saccharomyces mikatae IFO 1815, 1605 nucleotides long. RefSeq names its product Gcr2p (gene GCR2). NCBI's taxonomy places the organism in Eukaryota, Fungi, Ascomycota, Saccharomycetes, Saccharomycetales, Saccharomycetaceae. Bases 1 to 1605 code for a protein of 534 amino acids. The record is from RefSeq and is a predicted model, not a curated record. The transcript has a single exon.